Caenorhabditis briggsae is the source of this 528-nucleotide messenger RNA. Gene Ontology annotation, biological process: protein peptidyl-prolyl isomerization. The coding region runs from base 1 to 528 and encodes 175 amino acids. Gene Ontology annotation, molecular function: peptidyl-prolyl cis-trans isomerase activity. NCBI's taxonomy places the organism in Eukaryota, Metazoa, Nematoda, Chromadorea, Rhabditida, Rhabditidae. The record is from RefSeq and is a predicted model, not a curated record. The transcript is spliced from 4 exons.
AUGUUCAAAAAAGUGUUCAUGGAUAUCACGGCGGAUGGAGCGCCUCUCGGGAAGCUGGUUUUUCAGUUGAACACCGAAAAGUGUCCCAAAACUUGCGAUAACUUUCUGAAACUCUGCACUGGUGAGCUGGGAUUCGGAUACAAGAAUUGCGUCUUUUUCCGAGUGGUUCCGACAUUUUGUGCCUGUUCCGGCGACUUUGAAACCCAAAAUGCUCGUCGGGACGGCGGCAAGUCGACGUUUGGCACCAAAUAUUUUGAUGAUGAAAAUUUUGAGAUUCUACACGAUAAGAAAGGCAUCCUUGCAAUGGACAACUACGGUUGGGAGAACACCAACUCUUCGCGGUUCUAUGUGACAUUCCGCGAGACGCCAUGGAUGAACAACUUCCACGUGGCAUUUGGAGAAUUGGUUGAAGGAUUCGAUGUGUUGGAUGCCAUCGAACAGCUCGGCCUCCUAGAAGGAAAUGGACCACAGAAGGGGAGAACCAAGGCGAAGAUUGUGAUUUCUGAUUGUGGAAUGUAUGAGAAGUAA